Chinchilla lanigera (long-tailed chinchilla) is the source of this 5961-nucleotide messenger RNA. It is a transcript of the gene Gria1, whose product is annotated as glutamate receptor, ionotropic, AMPA 1. The record is from RefSeq and is a predicted model, not a curated record. Lineage: Eukaryota; Metazoa; Chordata; Mammalia; Rodentia; Chinchillidae. The coding region runs from base 567 to 3290 and encodes 907 amino acids. Gene Ontology annotation, cellular component: AMPA glutamate receptor complex; postsynaptic membrane; dendritic spine. Gene Ontology annotation, biological process: modulation of chemical synaptic transmission; synaptic transmission, glutamatergic; monoatomic ion transport. The transcript is spliced from 16 exons. Gene Ontology annotation, molecular function: transmitter-gated monoatomic ion channel activity involved in regulation of postsynaptic membrane potential; AMPA glutamate receptor activity.
GGGCAGAGCGAGCUUAGAAGUAGGGGCUGAAGGGGACGCCGAGGUUGCCCCUUUAGGGAACAGGCAUCGCGCGCCACCCCCACCCUCCCCUCCCUCCUCCGCACACGCGGAAAGGAGGAUGAGGUGAGCAUGGGGCGGCAGGGCGACAGGCAGGGGAGGUCGGCUGUGGAACUCUGAGCUGGCUCCGUGGGUAUCAGCGCAGAGCGCCUGCCUGUGUGAGUGUGAGGGGGAGAGGGAGCGAGCAGGGAGGGAGAGAGAGGCAGGCUGUGCGAGAGGAGAGGAGAGGAGAGGCAGGAGGAGAGGGGGAGCGCUCCAGCUAGCAUGAGGACGGGCUCCUCCGUCCGCGCUCAGUUAAUCUGCCUGUCAGUUGGUGUUAACGCUGCAGUUUAAGUGCUCGGAUUCCAAGGGAGACAAACCUCGCAGAAGGAAGGCAGAGAGGAAGGAAAGAAGGAAGGAACCGCUGGAGGAAAAGAAGAGGCAGAACAGUGAGAGGAAGAAAGGAAGGGGGCGAAACACCAAAUCUAUGAUUGGACCUGGGCUUUUUUCUCGCCAAUGCAAAAAGGAAUAUGCAGCACAUUUUUGCCUUCUUCUGCACCGGUUUCCUAGGCGCGGUAGUAGGUGCCAAUUUCCCCAACAAUAUCCAGAUCGGGGGACUCUUUCCAAACCAACAGUCACAGGAACAUGCCGCUUUUAGAUUCGCUUUGUCGCAACUCACAGAGCCCCCAAAGCUGCUCCCCCAGAUUGAUAUUGUGAACAUCAGCGACAGCUUUGAGAUGACCUAUAGAUUUUGUUCCCAGUUCUCCAAAGGAGUCUAUGCCAUCUUUGGGUUUUACGAACGAAGGACUGUCAACAUGCUGACCUCCUUCUGCGGGGCCCUCCAUGUAUGCUUCAUCACACCAAGCUUUCCUGUAGACACUUCCAAUCAAUUUGUCCUUCAGCUGCGCCCUGAACUUCAGGAUGCCCUCAUCAGCAUCAUCGACCACUACAAGUGGCAGAAAUUCGUCUACAUUUAUGAUGCUGACCGGGGUUUAUCCGUCCUGCAGAAAGUCCUGGACACAGCAGCAGAGAAGAACUGGCAGGUGACAGCAGUCAACAUUUUGACAACCACAGAGGAAGGAUACAGGAUGCUCUUUCAAGACCUGGAGAAGAAAAAGGAGCGGCUGGUGGUGGUGGACUGUGAAUCAGAACGCCUCAAUGCCAUCUUGGGCCAGAUUAUAAAGCUGGAGAAGAACAGUAUCGGCUACCACUACAUCCUUGCCAACCUGGGCUUCAUGGACAUUGACUUAAAUAAAUUCAAGGAGAGUGGAGCAAACGUGACUGGUUUCCAGCUGGUGAACUACACAGACACCGUCCCAGCCAAGAUCAUGCAGCAGUGGAAGACGAGCGAUGCCAGGGACCACACCAGGGUGGACUGGAAGAGACCCAAGUACACCUCUGCACUCACCUAUGAUGGGGUGAAGGUGAUGGCAGAGGCUUUCCAGAGCCUGCGGAGGCAGAGGAUUGAUAUCUCUCGCCGGGGGAAUGCUGGGGACUGUCUGGCAAACCCAGCUGUGCCUUGGGGUCAGGGGAUCGACAUCCAGAGAGCCCUACAGCAGGUGCGAUUUGAAGGUUUGACAGGAAACGUGCAGUUUAAUGAGAAAGGGCGCCGGACCAACUACACCCUCCAUGUGAUCGAAAUGAAACACGAUGGCAUCCGAAAGAUUGGCUACUGGAACGAAGAUGACAAAUUUGUCCCUGCAGCCACUGAUGCUCAAGCUGGAGGAGACAACUCCAGUGUUCAGAACAGAACAUACAUCGUCACCACUAUCCUAGAAGACCCUUACGUGAUGCUCAAGAAGAAUGCCAACCAGUUCGAGGGAAACGACCGCUAUGAGGGAUACUGUGUGGAGCUGGCAGCAGAAAUUGCCAAGCAUGUGGGCUACUCCUACCGCCUUGAGAUCGUCAGUGAUGGGAAAUAUGGAGCCCGAGAUCCUGACACAAAGGCCUGGAAUGGCAUGGUGGGAGAGCUGGUUUAUGGAAGAGCAGAUGUGGCCGUGGCCCCCUUAACCAUCACCUUGGUUCGGGAAGAGGUUAUAGACUUCUCCAAGCCAUUUAUGAGCUUGGGUAUCUCCAUCAUGAUAAAAAAGCCACAGAAGUCCAAGCCAGGAGUAUUUUCCUUCCUCGACCCUUUGGCUUAUGAGAUUUGGAUGUGCAUAGUUUUCGCCUACAUCGGAGUGAGUGUCGUCCUCUUCCUGGUCAGCCGCUUCAGCCCGUAUGAGUGGCACAGUGAAGAGUUUGAGGAAGGACGAGAUCAGACAACCAGCAGUGACCAGUCAAAUGAGUUUGGGAUAUUCAACAGCUUGUGGUUCUCCCUGGGAGCUUUCAUGCAGCAAGGAUGUGACAUAUCUCCCAGGUCCCUGUCUGGACGCAUCGUUGGUGGCGUCUGGUGGUUCUUCACCUUGAUUAUCAUCUCCUCCUAUACAGCCAAUCUGGCUGCCUUCCUGACUGUAGAGAGGAUGGUGUCUCCCAUCGAGAGUGCAGAGGACCUGGCAAAGCAGACAGAAAUCGCCUAUGGGACCCUAGAAGCAGGAUCUACUAAGGAGUUCUUCAGGAGAUCUAAAAUCGCUGUGUUUGAGAAGAUGUGGACAUACAUGAAGUCAGCAGAACCAUCAGUUUUUGUGCGGACCACAGAGGAGGGGAUGAUCCGAGUGAGGAAAUCCAAAGGCAAAUACGCCUACCUCCUAGAGUCCACCAUGAAUGAAUACAUUGAGCAGCGGAAACCCUGUGACACCAUGAAAGUGGGAGGUAACUUGGAUUCCAAAGGCUAUGGCAUUGCGACACCCAAGGGGUCCGCCCUGAGAAAUCCAGUAAACCUGGCAGUGUUAAAACUGAACGAGCAGGGGCUUUUGGACAAAUUGAAAAACAAAUGGUGGUACGACAAGGGCGAGUGCGGCAGCGGGGGAGGUGAUUCCAAGGACAAGACGAGUGCUCUGAGCCUCAGCAAUGUGGCAGGCGUGUUCUACAUCCUGAUCGGAGGACUUGGACUAGCUAUGCUGGUUGCCUUAAUCGAGUUCUGCUACAAAUCCCGUAGUGAAUCCAAGCGGAUGAAGGGUUUCUGUUUGAUCCCACAGCAAUCCAUCAACGAAGCCAUACGGACAUCGACCCUCCCCCGAAACAGCGGAGCAGCAGCCAGUGGCAGCGGCAGUGGAGAGAAUGGCCGGGUAGUCACGCAUGACUUCCCCAAGUCCAUGCAGUCCAUUCCCUGCAUGAGCCACAGUUCAGGGAUGCCCUUGGGAGCCACGGGAUUAUAACUGGAGCAGACGGAAAACCCGCGGGGAGCAGGCUCAGGCUCCCCCAGCCCCACCCCAAACCCUUCAGUGCCAAAAACAACGAAGUGAGACGCCACCACCACCAACCACCACAACCACAAGGAGGACAAUUCAACAGAUUUUCCUGGAGAAUUAAAAAAAAAAAAAAAAAAAACCACUUUCCUGUCCCUUUUCUUUUUUUGAUGUUCUUUCACCCCUCUAUGUUUGCUAAGCGAGGAUGAUCAAUAACAAUGUACUACAAUAAGAGGACAGUAAACCUGUCUAAUGAAGGCUGUGUCUGAAAAUGGAGUCACUAGAACACUAAUGAAGAAACCGGACCUUUUUCUUUUAAUUCAGUUGUUAAUGUGUCUUAGUGUGUGCAAUUUUUUUCAUACUAAUAUCCAUGGUUUGCAGGUUCUGUUAGGCCCCUUGCUUCUCCUUCCUUAUCCUUCCCAACUCCCACCCGCCCCUCUUCAGUUUUCAGAUUGAAGAUUCAAGAUUCAUUCCACCUUGCAAGCAAGAAAAGGAAAAUGGCAACCUUUAAAACUAAUUCACCCUGGGGCUGUCCGUGUUGCCCUCCACUCCUUGGCCCCAAACCUUGGAUGGAGACAGACACUGUUGGAGAAUUGGGCUGCUUUUCCCGGAUGGAUCACUGCUUAAGCAUCGAUUUAGUGAAGAACCCACUUGAAAAGCGACUCAGAACAGGGGUGGUGGAGAAAGUAAGGGCACAUAGGUGGUCAGAGGAGGACUCUUGAAGUUAUUGCUGCUCAGAAUAAGCUUCCUCUGAUGUGCAAGAGAUACCCCAUAGGCCAGAGAGGGUAUGGUGUAUUUCUUCACAGUCAACCUCAGCCCUGAGAAGUGUAUUCUGCUAUGUUCAUGCUCAAAGGCGCUGUGGCGGCUAAAAGUCAGUUGGUCUCCUGAAGCAAGCAGAGGCUCGGGAAGAGCUGACAGCCAGGGAGAUAUCACUCCUGAUUCUUGAUUUUCCUUUGCUUGACAAUGAGCAGGAACCCCCUUGUGAAGUAGACUCUCUUUCUCUGUGGAGCCUCUAAUGUAAGAGAAAUGCUAUGCAAGCAAACUGUGAAAGAAAGGCAAUGGAAGAAUUGUGGAAGAGGAUGCCUCAUCAAAGCCUAAAAGCAAUACAGCUUUCCAUGAUGUGCCCUGUCCUAGGUUUGGGAGCCCAAAUAUGAAGUUUUGGGUUGUGCUGAUGCAGAGAACUUGGGUUGUUAUGUGAACACGGAGUACUGUUGUACCAUGUGGUCAGCUAAUGUUCUGUCAUCUUUGGGAACAAAGAUGCCCAAGGCUGAAUUAUUUGAAAAGGGAUAGGGAAAUGGAUUGAAUUGAUAAGGACACUUGGAGACUCUGAUGUCCUUGACCACAACCUCUAACCCGCAGAGGCUGUUCUUCCUCUGGCUAAGAUAGAAUGAGGACAUUGCCUUUCGGCGAUCAGAAGGAACGCACCUGUGACUGCAAGUACAAAGCUAAAGUACAGCAAGACUAGAGAAGUGACCAGGUUCAUGGAGAAAAGCCCAGGCUGAAACUUUGAUUGGAAGUGGGAGUCCCUGGCACAGAGCUUUCUCGGAGACCCCAACUCUCAUUCUUGGUGCAAUUGGCUUCCAGCUCUCCAGCAGCCACUCUCCUAGGUGCAUGAUUUAGUGCGUGCCAUGUGUCAUUAGCUUUUAUUCAUAACCAUAAUCUGGCUUGUUCCCUGACCACCUCUAUCCAAUCUUCUCUGCUAGAGAUUACCAUUAGCGAGUGGAGAGCAAAAUGUUUUGGAGUCUACCUAGAGUUAGAUGCAGUAUGAUUGGCUUCCUCUGUGGAUUCUUUGAGUGAAUACCCACCAUCUCCAUGUCUCUCCUUUCCUCCUUUCAUCAACCACAGCAAAGGAUCAUUUUACAACCAACUCUUCACCCUUACAACCAAAAUGUUGUUCAGUUUUGUACAUGUUGAUGUGGGCGUGGUACAUGAAGCAGCACCCUCAAGAUGGAUUAUCACUUUUUGUUACUGCCAACUAGUGUCUUCCCAACCCUCUACUCUCACACCAGACUUUUCUCAGCCCUUAGCCUACCAGUGUAGAACCUAACAUGACCCACCAUUAGGGAGUCUGCAUUUUGGAAGAGUUGGAAAUAACCUCUACCAUCAACAUGCAUCAAAGACCUUUUGCCUUUGGCCUGGUAAGAGGCUCUCCAGUGCUGAGCCUACCAGCAACAUGAUCUGAUAGAGAGAGACUCUGCUGUGUUAGAAAUGAGGGUCUAUGCUAUUUGGGGGUCCAAGACUCUGGCAGAAGAUACUUUUCAUCAAUGGAUGGGUGAAGGGAAAACAAAAGCAAGAAAAAAGUUAACUUGUAUUAUGUAUUUUUACUACACUUUUCUUAAAAAUAGAGCAAUGGGAAAACUCUGAAAGAGAUUGACAUUUUUCUCAACAGGAAUCCAUACUUAACAGUUCUGGCUUUCAUUAAAUUUUGCUCUUUGGUACCUGGGCCUUUUAUUUAACACCUAUAUUUGUUUUAACUCCCUUGGCAGAAGUGUGAAAGGAUUCUUGCUUGAUCAAACACUAAAUAUUUUUUGGUUCCUGUUUUUCUUUCAAAUAGCCAGGGUUUUUUUUUUCUUUUGGUAUUUGCAUAAAAUGAAAAUAUCACCGAGAAUUAAAUCACUGUGGAUCCAUUAUCUACUUUCCA